Bufo gargarizans (Asiatic toad) is the source of this 4139-nucleotide messenger RNA. It is a transcript of the gene CHST10, whose product is annotated as carbohydrate sulfotransferase 10. The record is from RefSeq and is a predicted model, not a curated record. Gene Ontology annotation, molecular function: sulfotransferase activity. Gene Ontology annotation, cellular component: membrane. The coding region runs from base 155 to 1225 and encodes 356 amino acids. The transcript is spliced from 6 exons. Gene Ontology annotation, biological process: proteoglycan biosynthetic process; carbohydrate biosynthetic process. Lineage: Eukaryota; Metazoa; Chordata; Amphibia; Anura; Bufonidae.
CCGUGACCUCAUCAAACAGCCUGUACCACAGCGAAUCCUUGCCUCCGCUGGCAGGGUGUUCUGUCAGUGAAGGAGCCUGCAGUCUCAGCAUGGUGCUAGGUGUGGGCACAGCUGGAAGGACACUAUAGUGGAUUUAUGGCUGUCACUUGACAUCAUGCACCAUCGUUGGCUGCUGCUUCUUGCAUGCUUCUGGGUCCUGUUUAUGCUUAUGUUUGCAAGCAAGUUCAUCACCCUCUCAAUGAGAAGCCCUGAGAAGUAUAGAAUGAGACCGGGCUCUUUGACCAUUUUACCUGAACUGGAGAAAAUGACUGUGACUGAAGCAAGAAAGUUCCAGAUUGAUAGUCAGCCAACAGUGGACACGUUGAAAAAUAUGACCCACAUCGAUUUCAUCCACAAAGAGCGACUGGAAGAGCUCAGAAGUGUGUGCAGGAAUGGAUCACUCGCAAACCUCUCACAUUCCGGCAUUUCCAAGUUUGUGUUGGAUCGAAUCUUUGUCUCUGACAAGCACAAGAUAUUGUUUUGUCAGACCCCUAAAGUAGGAAAUACCCAAUGGAAAAAAGUUCUCAUUGUUUUAAACGGUGCAUUUUCAUCGAUUGAGGAUAUCCCAGAAAAUGUAGUUCACGAUCAUGAAAAGAAUGGUCUUCCGCGGCUAUCCUCAUACAGUAAAGCAGAUGUGCAGGAGAGGCUGAAUUCCUAUUUCAAGUUCCUCAUUGUCAGAGAUCCCUUUGAGAGACUGAUUUCUGCAUACAAAGAUAAGUUUGUACAGAACCCCCGUUUUGAGCCAUGGUAUAAGCACAACAUUGCUCCAGUCAUUAUUCGCAAGUACAGGAAAGAUCGUACAGAAACCCAGGGUGGUCUGCAGUUUCAAGACUUUGUACGGUACUUGGGUGACCCAAACCACAAGUUUCUAGAUCUCCAGUUUGGGGACCAUAUAAUCCACUGGGUAACUUAUGUGGAGCUGUGUGCCCCUUGUGAAAUAAAUUACAAUGUCAUUGGGCAUCAUGAGACUCUUGAGGAGGAUGCACCAUACAUCUUGAGGGAAGCAGGAAUAGAUAAACUGGUCUCUUACCCCGCCAUACCACCAGGAAUCACAAAAUACAACCUAUCAAAAGUGGAACAUUAUUUUUCCAAAGUAUCCCAGAGAGACAUCAAACGUCUUUAUGACAGAUUUGAAGGAGACUUCAAGCUUUUUGGAUAUAAAGAGCCAACAUUUUUAUUUCAUUGAUGUGGCGCUGUAUACAGUGGGGUAAUGACCCACUGUGUCUGCAGCAAGAGCACUACUGAAGCUUUUUAUUCAUUGUUAUAUGGACUACAUACAGUUGGUGUUUUUUUUUUUUUUUCCUCUGACAAUAAUGUACUGUAUUUGCACUUUAACCCACUUACAGCAGUGCAUUAGAUACAAUGUAUUAUAUUUUGUAUGGUGGGUAUUGGCCUGUAAGUACCCGCUCUGGGACUAAUGGUGGGUGCGGUUGGAAAUCUUAUGUGAAUACGUUAUUCUGUUUACAGCUUAAAUGUAUAGCCGAGCUGCCGCAGUGGUAAAAAGUGCUGCAAUAUCCAGCUCUGUUGUUUGCUUUUUAUUUUUACCUGAUGAUUUAUUAUUAUUAGUGCCAUUCUGAAAGAGCCACUAGUAUAAGGAUACAAGGACUAGGAUGCACCUAUACUAUUUCUAAUGACUGAACUACAUAACGCCCAGCGAGGCAGUGAUCCCAUGCCCUUGCAUCUUAUCUCUCUCACAGAAAGCAAUUUUUGUAGCUCUGGUGCUUUUAUUAAGGGGAUUGUAUAAUUCUAGGACUAACGCUUGGAAUUUAGGUAAGAUAAAGAUUUUUGUAUUUUCUCCACUUUUUGAUGUGGCCAAAUGGAGAAAAUGAUUUUGUACUAAAGCAUACUUUUGUCAUUGACCUAUCAAAAAAGUGCAUAAGUAUACAGCAGGUCUGCGGGACCAAUAUUUUACAAAGCUCUCUGACUCUUAGGUUUAUAACUAAUGGUACUGCCACUUCCAUUUACUUAAAUACAGCUAUAAUGGACGUCACAAUUCCACUGAACUGGAAGAUACUACAAUAAAUAAAGCACCAGAACAUGUUAAGAGCUGAAGAGACGCAACCCAGCUAUUCUCUGAUAUUUCUCAAUGAUAUGUCAGGAAAUAGAGGAGUGAUGUACUAUAUUUUAAAUUUUUUUUGCUCUGGCAUCUACCUUUUCCAGAUAGCCACUAAGUAACAAAUGCGAGCCCAGUGACCAUUUCAUCGAUGCAUGCUGCAAAUACAUGCCCAAGCUGGACUCCUACUGUAACGGCUGGAAUCGGAAAAAUAUCUGAUCCCAGCCAUUUAACUCAUUACAUGCUGCUGUCAAUAUUGACUGUGGCAUCUUAGGUACUUGACAGAGGGAAAAGGCUCCCUCUGUCAGCCCAUCAGGGCCCUGCAAAGUGAUUGUGGGGCACCAAUGGGUUUCUUUGGCAGCCAGCAAAGGCCUCCUGGUCUGUUUUAAGCAACUGCAUGUUAGUCUAUGCCAGUGGUAUGGCAUAAUAAGUUGCCUGUCAGUGUAAUAAUGCUCUGAAAUGCUAUGUAUUCCAGAGCAUUAUAGAAGCCUUCAGGUGACCACUACUUCAAGUCUGCUAGGGGGACAAGAAAAUAGUUUAUUAUAAUACGCAUUCCCAUCUUGGAUGUCGGUGGCGUAUCGCUAGAAUAUGCCUCAAAAUGCAGGAGGGCACAUGCACAGCCGCCUUUCAUUCUUACGGGAGCAGUGAAAAUUUCUAUAAACUCUAUAGAAGUGAAUGGAGCGGUCGCCGCACUUGAAAGGUGCACUUCCCAUUCAUUUCAAUGAGACUUCUGAAAAUACCAAAUCGUGCAGCUCAGCUAUUUUCAGCACUCCCAUCGGAUUGAAUGGAGGGCAGCCGUGCAUGUGCAGUGCGCUCUCCAGCACAUUGCGGGCUCCAUUCUUAGUACAGGGGCAAGUCCCAGAGGUGGGAUCCGCACCUAUCAGACGUUGAGGGGCAUAUCCUAGAAAUAUGUUCCCAAUAGCCAUUAUGUGUAACAUCAGGUGGAACUGAAUAAAAAUCUUCACAGGAUAUCUGGUUUGGGUAAUGGGGGUGGAGACUUCACUGUGUAUAUGCUCCCAAUGUCCAAGAUGGGCAUACCCCUUUAAGUGGUUUUCCCAUCUUAUCCAACUUGUAAAAACAUUUUAAUACACAGUGAAGCCUCUCUAAAAGACCAUCCUCAUUACCCAAACCAGAUAUCCUGUGCAAUUUUUUAUUCAGUUCCAUCUGAUGUUAUGCAUAAUGGCCAUUUUCUUUGAGAAGACCGCCCCUCUAGAAGGGGACUUUUUACUGCAAGUAGUUGUCUCUUAGAGAUUUCACAGUAUUUCGUGUUUCCAUUCUUUGUGCGGUCAGUGAUUGGAAACAUUCUUGUUUAUAGCCAGAGAUUGAAAACCUUCCCCGGUUAUAUCCAAUGGAGAGAUGCACAGCUCUCCCUUGUGAGUAGUACGGGAUCAGAAGCAUUCUUUAGCCUCCGAAUGUAAGCAAGGUUUCUGUUCAUUGGCAGAAAGCAAGAGAUCGUGAAAAUGGAAAGGAAUAAAAACAGUAAAAGUAGAUUAGGAAGUUACAUAAUUUAUUAUUAUGUAACACUCAAGCUUUUAUUUGCAUAUAGACUGGUGAACCUCUUCAAACCCCUAAUUUUUUUUUAUUUGUGUUGUGUUUUUUUUUUUUUUUUUUUUUUUUUAAACCUUGCAUAAUGAUAGAUUGGGUUAGAACAUAACUAGUGUUAUGUUGAAUAUGAUGUGAGGCAUAUGUUAAAUAAACGUACUCCCUUCUACUUUGUGACUAGCCCUAAUUUAUUGCCUCUAGAUGGAUCAGCACGGAAGACAUAUGAAAAAACAUUUCUGUUUAAGGGUACUUUCACACUAGCAUUGUGAGGAUCCGGCAGGCAGUUCCGGAAACGGCACUGCCUGCCGGAUCAUGUAAACGGAUACCGGAUCUGUCUCAUCUGGCAUAACGGAUCCGGUAUUUAAAUUUUUUCGAAGAUCAAAGGCGAAACUAGCUCCUCCUAUCUCCCGGCGCAUGCGCAGAGUGGAAAACCGGAUCCGGCAACACGGCAAUUUCCGGAACACUUGUUACCAGAUCCGGCAUUAAUACAUCUCUUUGGAAAUGA